Molecule: messenger RNA, 3196 nt
Organism: Haliotis rubra (blacklip abalone)
Lineage: Eukaryota; Metazoa; Mollusca; Gastropoda; Lepetellida; Haliotidae
Product: LIM/homeobox protein Lhx3-like
Exons: 5
Coding region: 250-1422 (390 amino acids)
Biological process (GO): neuron differentiation; regulation of transcription by RNA polymerase II
Cellular component (GO): nucleus
Molecular function (GO): DNA-binding transcription factor activity, RNA polymerase II-specific; RNA polymerase II transcription regulatory region sequence-specific DNA binding
Source: RefSeq, a predicted model, not a curated record
UGAAUGUUUUCCCCGCAAGGAGGUGUGUUUAGGGGAAGCAAAGCUAUUGUUAGCCGGCGAAGAUCGAUCGCAGGGUCAUGAAUAUUAAUUAAUUGGGUCACGUGACACGCCAGAGCAAGAUAUCCCAACCGGUUGGAUGAAGCGAGUAUGACAUAGGCUAUUAAGAAUUGAGUUAGCUUCCAAAUACCAAAAUUCUUGACUACCGACCUCGAAAAGUCGACCAUCGUGGAGAAUUCAGUGUUCACAGAAAUGGCACAUACGGAUCUAAGUCCACAGCAUACUCGAAUUCAUUCGUGCAGCCCAUCUUUGAGUCCUCCACCAUCGACACUCGCGGACAUGAUCAGUCGAAACAAGUUUCUAGAAGCUGCUAUUCCCAAGUGUGCCGGGUGUGGAGAGCAGAUACUGGACAGGUUUAUACUCAAAGUGCUCGACCGAUCCUGGCAUUCAAAGUGUCUAAAAUGUGCAGAUUGCCAGGCACAACUAUCCGAUAAAUGUUUUUCAAAAGGAGAUAAAGUGUACUGCAAAGACGAUUUUUUCAAACUGUUUGGGACAAAGUGUGCUGGGUGUGAGAAGGGUAUCCCACCGACAGAGGUGGUCCGCCGUGCCCAGGAGAACGUCUAUCACCUGGACUGUUUCGCCUGUCUCAUGUGCUCCCGGCAACUCAACACAGGAGACGAGUUCUACCUCAUGGAAGACAAGAAACUAGUGUGCAAGACCGACUACGAGGCUGCAAAAGCUCGAGGAACUACAGAUUUCGAAAUGGAUCCCUCAAAUAAACGCCCGCGCACAACUAUCACAGCCAAGCAGUUAGAGGCGUUGAAACGUGCAUACAAUGAAAGUCCCAAACCCGCGCGUCACGUCAGGGAGCAACUGAGUACCGAAACCGGUUUGGACAUGCGUGUGGUGCAAGUGUGGUUCCAGAAUCGGAGGGCCAAAGAAAAACGGUUGAAGAAAGACGCGGGGAGGCAAAGAUGGAACCCUUAUUUCCGUCAGAUCAAGCGGGAAGGCGACCAUGACAGUUCUCUUAGCGCCGACGAUAGAUCCGAUGAUGGACUUACAGACAGUUCAUUUCAGGGCAGUUUGGAUGACCUAGAAGGCCCCGUCCACUCGGGUCGUUUAUCCGGGGACCUUUACGGCUCGGGCCCUGUGGACCAUGAAUCACUGGGGAUGCCAGGGGGGCCUCCAAGCACGCCCCCUAUGGAUGCGUGGGGUCACUUCAACGGUCUCCCCGGGGCUCAGUUUAUCGGCCGCCAUUCACCAAACAUUCCAUCAAGCCACCCUCAAAUGUUGCCAAUGGAUUCACUUCCGCUAGGUGGCGCGCAAAACAUGGUUCGAAUGAUGCAGCCCGAUGUAAACGACACCCCUUCUGGCUUUGUAGAUUACCCGCCAGUCACCUCACAGAAUCACGUGGAAGUGUAUUAGUCAUGUGACAGAUUGUGCUGUUCUUAUUGGACAAAAUGAAACAGAGCCAUGCGGAGAAACGUUCGUAGCCGCAUACCGUAUACAGAUUCAAAUGAAUAUAUUUUUGUGACUUGCCGGAUACUAGUCGUUCUGUGUAGAGGCACUGUAAAGACAAAUGACAAUCUUUGACGAAAAGACUUCGUCCGUGUCAAGUAAAAACACUCGAGGGCUGUUGCAUUGUCCAUUUGAUGCUGAGGGACAGAUCUUUCGUUCAUUCGAUGUGCGAUUUAUAUUGUUCCAAGUUCGUGAAGUCUGUAUCGAUUCAACGUAGCGUUGGCCGUUAUAGUAGAGCGGACAGACUCCUUGCAUGGGUUGGUGCUCCAGAAUGCUUCGUUAUGAUCAAUAUUUAUCUGUAUUAUUUGGAAUCAAGCUGUUAGCUCUGAAGAUGUCGCUACAUAUCAACUAUCAUUAUUUCCAAGAACCGACAAGCUUUUUUAUUAUUCCUCGAUCUCAGCCAUGUUGUAUUUACGAAAUAUAUUUAUUGUCUUUUUAUUUCAUGAAACUGAUGAAAGCUUUAUGAUAUUCUUUUUAUUUAUUCUACUCUAAAAACGUUACGGACCACCCGUUUGUUUCAGAAACUGAGGGACAAAAGAAACUAUACCGAGUAGUGUCAUUGAAAAUUGAAAGAAAUCUUGUUGAGUUAGAUCAUGUGUCUAUUCAACAUCACUCAUUUGCAGAAAGUCAUUCGUGGCUGUGUAAUGUUGUGUAAAAAUUGAUUGGUUUAGCGAAUAAUGAGGUCAUGAAUUAAUUUGCAGUGAAAUGUAAAUUUGUGCAUAAAACAAGCACAUUUAUUGGUUUUCAAAGAUUUUUUCAGCAUUAUAUUUCUGGAAAUUUUUAAAGUUUUAAAAUUAUAUUUAAAAAGCUGCAGAACCAAGUCCUCACGCCCUAGUAACGUUCUUAUAUAUAACAUCGUUGAGUUCAUUUUAUAUCUAAUAACGAUAUGAAAUCAACUCAGAGGUAAAGUUUCUUUUGUGCAUCAGUUUAUACCUACAGUCAAUCUGUGGAGUUGUCCUUGGAUUCUUUGAGUAGUAUAUGAUAGUUUAUACAGAAUUACACUGGAAGUGAUUACAUAGAAUUGUAUAUACAUUAUUAACAAACUGGUUUAUUGACAUAUCACAGAUUUUAUUGAACAAACGCUACUUAUGGCAUAGACGGGCCAGUUUGUGUCGCAUAUCAGCCCUGAACGUGGAUAAUUUGGUCACAUUUCACCGGUAUGAGAGUUUUCUCUAGUCAGUCAUAACCGGGUCGAUUCCUCUGCUUGUACAUACACGGUAAAUAUAUCAACGUUUAACAAUCUAAUUACAACAUUUUGCCCAAUUCUCACCAAUUUUACAGUUGAUAUUUGAUUGUACAUGACAUCAUGACCCAUGUUUUACAUUGUUUUCGUUCUUUAAACCUUAUUUAAUGCCUUUACAAUGUUAAUUAUUACAGAGUUAUCUCCCAUUGGUGUGUGCAUAAUAAUGUCUUAUAAAAAUGGCAAAGUUUUAUAUUUCAAGGGGAGAUAACUCGUUUUGAGGGGAGGUAAUCCAUUUCGGGCGACGUGCAAUGUCUCGGUUAUCAUUUCAAUACUCACAUAUUAUUGAAGUCAAUCAUGCCUUUUAUGAUAAGUUAUCUUUAUUUAUUAUGUUGUUGUGAUUUUAAACGUUAUCCUAAUUUAUCCGAGGUUUUGUUCCGAGUAAUUGUCCCAUGUGCAAUAUUCAUGUGCAUUGUUCAAUAAAACAUCCAGUUUUAUCGA